AUGUCCAAGUUACCGUCUACCACUCGAACCCUCGUUGCUCCUAAAAAGUGUCUCCCAGCUGAGUACACGGUCAUUGAGCAACCCAUACCAACUAUUACCAAACCAAAUGAAGUUCUUAUCAAGAUGAAGGCUGUUUGUAUCAAUACUGGUGAUACGCAGUUUGCUGCUGGACAGCUUGGGUUUCUUUUUGGUGAUCGCUUGAAAUUUCCCUUUGCUCUCGGCAUGGAGGGUUCAGGAGCAGUUGUAGCUGUUGGAUCAGCUGUCACUAACUUCAAAACCAAUGAUGAAGUGUACGGCGUGGAAUAUGAGAAGCCUCUGUUCAGCAGACCGCCUGCAAAAUGGUGUUCAGAUUACGUCGUCACAGAAGCCAAGUUCCUGCACAAGAAACCUGAGCAUACUUCCUUUGAAGAAGCCGCUUCGUUGCCGGCCUUAACGGUCGUUGCUUAUCAAACCAUCAAACAAGGAUUGCAACUUGGAGGACGGGAUGAUCUUGUGGGACAGACGGUGUACAUACCAGCUGCUCUCAGUGGAACUGGCUCGUUAAUGAUCCAAGUCGUCAAGAAUUACUUUGGCGCAGAAAGGAUCAUCUCGACUGUCUCAACAGAAAAGAUGAGCCUCGUUGAGGAGUAUCUACCUGGAUUGGUUGAUCAACUCUACGAUUACAAAACCCAAAACGUAGUCGAAUUGGUAGGCCGAGGCACCGUCGACUUUGCAGUCAGCACGCAAUUCAGCACACUAGACGACUGCAUAGCUCUCCUCAAGCCCGCAACUGGCCUUCUCGCAAGCAUCGCAAGUGUACCAAAGAGUGGAGUGAUGCUUGAGAUGAUGGGUCCCAAAAUCUUCCCAACAUGGCUUGGAUGGAUUCUCGACACGUUUCAGUGGUGGUAUACGUGGAAGUUACGCGGUACAAACAUAAAGUAUGAGUUCUUCUCCGGAAAUCCGGGUAUUGUGGAGGAUAUGGCUGUUGUGGAAGGUAUAAUCAAGCAGGGAAAGGUAAAGGGGAUUUGCACUAUCGUCGAUUUUGACAACUUGGAGGAUAUUAGGAAAGCUUGUGACAAAGUUUACAAGAUUAAGGGGGGUCCGGGAAAGUUGGUGGUUCGAAUGUAA
This is a messenger RNA of Fusarium pseudograminearum CS3096, 1107 nucleotides long. RefSeq lists its product as uncharacterized. Lineage: Eukaryota; Fungi; Ascomycota; Sordariomycetes; Hypocreales; Nectriaceae. The record is from RefSeq and is a predicted model, not a curated record. Bases 1 to 1107 code for a protein of 368 amino acids. The transcript has 2 exons. Gene Ontology annotation, molecular function: oxidoreductase activity.